Molecule: messenger RNA, 1870 nt
Organism: Zophobas morio
Lineage: Eukaryota; Metazoa; Arthropoda; Insecta; Coleoptera; Tenebrionidae
Product: cingulin-like
Exons: 6
Coding region: 102-1784 (560 amino acids)
Biological process (GO): clustering of voltage-gated sodium channels; cilium assembly
Cellular component (GO): centriole
Source: RefSeq, a predicted model, not a curated record
UUCGGCGCGACCUUCAGCAGAUGGCUCUCGAUUUGAAAAUUCAAAAUUUGAAAAUAAAUAGAAAAAUGUCAAAGUGAUGAUGAUCUUUUUAGGAAUUUAUUAUGACCAGUUCGGGGGAUUUUAGUGUGCAAAAUUUUCAGUUACUAAUCGAAAAUUAUGAGGCCGCUCUCAAGGAUGUCACUGGAGAAUUGGACUCGGUCCAGACCGAACAAAAAACUUUGAAGAGAGCUUUAUGCGAAAAUAACCAGUUGAGUUAUGAAUUACACAAAAUUUUGGCUGAAAAAUCUAAAGGUGACGUUGAAUACCAAUUUAAAGAAAGCGAUUUAGUAGACAAUUUAAAGCUUCAAUUAAAAUCUGUCAAUGAUGAGAAAGAACAAGCCAUUAAGCUGUGGCAAAAUGCCACUAACAUCGUCGAACAACUUGAAAAUGAACUCAGGAUGUAUCAGGACAAUACACAAGGACAUGUUCCCAAAGCGAAACUAAUUGAGCUCAGAAAUUCGUAUGAAGAAAAACUCAAUGAGCUUCAGUCAACUGUCAUCCAAACUAAAAAAAAGUUAGAGGAAACAAUUAAUUUAAAGACAAAGGAAUUACUAUUCCGAGAUAAGGAGAUUAGUGGAACGCUUCAUAACCAAAAUUGCAGCAUCAAAAUAAUCAAAAACCUCGAAGAUGAAGUGCUCAAUCUUCAACAAAGAUUAACUGCCACAAACGACGAAAAAUCUCGAUUGGAAAACGAUGUCAAAGGUAAACAACAAGAAAUAGAAGCAUUGAAAACCACUGCUAAAGACUGUAAGGCCAGAGUGCAAGAGGCCUUGCAAGUUGUUGAUGCAGCUAUUAAUGAAAAAAAUGCGGCACUUCUCAGGGAAGUUCAAGCUAAAGAAGAAACAGGAAAAUUGGCUCAAACUCUCAAUGAUUUUAUUGAAGAAACUGAUUCCAAAAUAAAAAACAUUCAGCACGACCAUGCAGCGAAACUAGAUCAGUUGAAAACAGCCUUAGAUACUAACCAGGAAUUUCUGAAAGUGAAAGAAUUAGAAAUUGGAAACUAUGAAAGAAAAUGUGCCAAGUUAGAAAUGGAAUUAGAAAAAGCUCAAAACAGUCGCCUUUACUUGGAUGAUGGCGGCACUUCAAAAAUAUUGAUUUUAGAAAAAAAUCUUGAAAACACUUUUCAAAAACUGUUACUUUCAGAAAAACAAAACAUACAACUGAAAGCUGAAACUGAUGCCCUUAAAAACGACCUUGAGCAAAUGUCACGUCAUUACGAAAAAGACAUCAACCUUAGGGAUGCAGAAAAGGUUGUCUUGAAACAAGAAGUUUCAAAACUCAAGUUAGAACUGGAUGACAGUUAUGUUAAAGUAUCUCAAAGUAAAGACACUAUAAAUGACUUGAAUAAAAAAAUAUCAACAAUGGAAGUCAGUUUUAAAGAGAAAAUACUUGAAACAAAAAAUUCUCUCCAACAGACUAGUUUGGAGCGUCAGGAAAUGGAAACUGUUCACAAACAAAUUGUAUAUGAACUACAAGAACAAGUUCUGUUACAGAGUGAUGUCAAUAGCAAGUGGCGAGCAGAAGCAAAAGCUAUUACUGAACAGUUAGAAACAAUUAUAAUAGAACUAAAGAUGGCAAAUGGCAAAAUCAAACGAGAAAACAAAACUUUGAGUGAACGUCUUAGAAACGCAAAUCUGAAAAUGUUGGAAUAUCGCAAGUUUUUGGAAAUGAUAUCUAAAGAUGUUACCAAGAUAACUACAGUUGCCUUACCUGAAAUAAGUGAACAUGUGAGUGACAAUGGUUAGCGUUUUGGUGUAAAAACAUUUUUAGAGCAUUGUUUUCAUUGUUGACAGUUCUUUAAUUUGAUGAAUUAAUACAUGCAUUAAAUAAA